Molecule: messenger RNA, 2784 nt
Organism: Plasmodium inui San Antonio 1
Lineage: Eukaryota; Apicomplexa; Aconoidasida; Haemosporida; Plasmodiidae
Product: ATP-binding cassette, subfamily B (MDR/TAP), member 10
Exons: 1
Coding region: 1-2784 (927 amino acids)
Biological process (GO): transmembrane transport
Cellular component (GO): membrane
Molecular function (GO): ATP hydrolysis activity; ATP binding; ABC-type oligopeptide transporter activity
Source: RefSeq, a predicted model, not a curated record
AUGUUGCUGAAGCAGUGCAUCGUAAACUACCAGCUGAUGGUUAAUUGCCGCGACCCCCUCUGCGGCCAUGUGAGAAUUUUCGGUUUUCCCAGAGGCCGAGGCGUCGCGCACGUGGAUGAUGGGGGAAACAAGAGAAGCGUGAAAAGUAUAAACACUGUGGACAACAUCAGCAGCGUGAGAAGUACUCCAAAGGUGAGAAACGCUCUAAACGUGCCAAACUUGACGAACCUGUCCAACCUGUCGAACACCCGAGACUUUCUCUUCCUACACAAAAUUCCAUACCGCGUGAGUACGCAUCACGUGCAGAAAAACCAGAGGAGCAACGCACCGAAGAUAUCCCAAAUGAGCAGUCCAGAGUGGAUAAUGCGCAUGGCCAGGAAGUGCAGCGGGUGGAGGCUGCGCUUGUUCUCAAGUGAGAGUCAUAAUGGCGGAAAAACUACCUGGGGAGGAGAGAAUGAAGCGAAUGUCGAAAAUGACCAAGGGAAGGAGGAACCCAAAAGGAACUUGAGCAAAACACAACAAACCUUUUUCAACAUACGGAAAAGCUUGAAGGAUUCAUUUGAAAAGCACCUAAAAACACAUGCAGACGGAGGUGUGUCCAUAAAGGAUAUUUACAAAAUUUUGAAGAAGGAAAGGAAUUACCUAGCAGUGGCAUUCUUCUGCUUGCUAAUCUCAUCCGUGGGACAAAUGUUCUUCCCCAUGUGUAUAAGCAAAAUAAUUAACAUGUACGGAGGGAAGGAGGAAUCCUUGAAGUAUGUAAUGGACGAGGUGUACAAAACGAUAUUUCUCAUUAUAGGGAUUUCUACCUUCAGCUUUUUUCGCAUAUAUUUUAUCGAAACAUCUGUUGAAAAAAUUACGAGACGGUUAAGAAAGGACUUGUUUGAAAAUAUACUCAAUCAGAAAUUGUCUUUUUUUGAAAAGCAGAAAACAGGAGAGCUAAUAAACAGAUUAUCUAACGACAUUGAAGUUUCUUCGAGGGUACUGAUUACUCUUUCCUUUGGAAUUCGAAAUCUCAUUGCAGCAAUUGUCGGAGGAAUAUUUGCUUUGCAUAUAUCUCCAACUAAAUUAUUUCAGUCCUUUUUACUCCCCGUCUCGACUUCUCUGCUAAUCGGUACCACUUAUGGAAAAAUUGUCAAACAGAUCAGCAUUUGCAAGCAAGAGAAGUUAAGUAACUGCAUCGAUUUCGCGUCCGAAAAAAUACACAACAUUGCUAACGUGAGAUUGCUAAAUGGAGAAUCUUUCGAAAAAAAAGAAUUUACCAAUUAUUUAAAUGAAGUGUACAAAUCAGGAACGAAGUAUUCACUGGUCAAAGCUGGAAACCACUUCCUCUUCAUUAGUAUCAUUUCCCUUUUUGUACUCCAUCUGAUUUAUUAUGGGAAUUAUUUAAUUGCCAAUAAGUACAUAAAUACGGGAGAUUUAUUUUCCCUAAUUAUGUAUUCCCUACUUUGUGGUAGUGGCAUACAGGGGGUUAUGCAAUCCAUAGGCGAUCUCCAGAAGUGCAUUGGCUCGUGCUCAAAGGUACUUCAAAUUAUUAACCUUCCCAAGAGUGAGUUCAAGGAGCACUGGUCUAAGGACACAAUUCUUUUUCUCAAAAAUGAGGAUUACUCCAUCAAGUUUGACAACGUUUCUUUUUCGUACGGCGCGGAUGAGGAGAUCCUUCCGCACGGCAAGUCCGGCGCUUCGAGGGACUCCGUUUCACGUAUCCCCAGUGCAGGGAGCAAUCGAAGUAGUGGCACUAACGGAAGUACUCAUACUAGCCGAAGUAGUGAUACUCGAGGAAGCACAGGCACUAGCGCCACCGACAGCACGAGCACCACGACCGGUGCGAACCGCACAUACCGCGGGGGAAACCAAAGCAUGGAUGAGAAGAAUUACGUCCUGAAAAAAGUCUCCUUCUUCCUGCCUCACAACAAAUCAGUUGCCAUUGUAGGAAAAAGUGGCAGCGGAAAAACCACCAUCCUGAAUCUGCUCUCCAAAAGACACAUCCCCAAUUCGGGAAACAUCCUGAUAGGAAAUUUCGAGAUUCAGAAAAUCAACUCCUCAGCGUUAAGAUACAUCCAAGGAGUAAUCACGCAAAACCCUUUUCUCUUCAAUACGUCUGUCAAGGACAACUUGCUGUACCCCCUGAAGGCAUAUGAACAGAUGCUGAAUGAGCAACUGGUGCUCUUAGAGGAAGAGAAACUUUCCCGAAGGUGUCCCAAAAAAAAAAAAAAAAACAUAAAUUUGUGUAGAGGUACCAAAUCAGUAAUGCUCAACAUGGCGUCUGAAAGUACCUUCCAAUCGCAGGUAGUCACGAUAGACGAUUUGGACGAAAUACAAUCCUUUGUCACCAAGGAAAUAGAAAACGUGCAAGAGAAUUUAAAAAAAAUUACUCCAGAUAUGUUGAAAGAGACGUAUAAAAAUUUUUCUAUUCAUGACUUUUUAAGUAAAUAUGCUCAUUACGAUGAUGUGAAUGUCGGGGUGGAUGGAUCUUCCUUGUCCGGAGGACAAAAACAGAGAAUUUACCUUGCUCAGAAUUUAUUUAAGCAAAAUAAAAUCCUCAUUUUGGAUGAACCCACAUCUUCGCUAGACAAAGUAUCGGAGAACAUAAUUAACGAAGCGCUGCUGAAAUAUAUGAAGGGGAAAACGUCAAUCAUUUUUACUCACCGAUUGGAUCUGCUCAAUUUCGUUGACUACAUCGGUGUGCUUAAUGAUGGCUCGAUGGUGCAGUUUGAUUUGCGAGCCAGGGUUCUCGAGAACCCCUGCGACAUUUUGCGUGAGAUACUCAGUCAGAGCUCCUUCUGA